CUCUUUCUCUCUUUCUCAAUUUCUCAUCCUCUACUCUCCUCCUCUCUUGCACACUUACAUCCUCGACAACGCCAUCGUCGACACCGACACCCCCACUUCCAGCUCUGACGUGUGCCUGCUACGUCGAUUUGUAACCGCGGACCCUGCCCAGCCUCCCGAGUUAACUGCCCUCCCUGCCUUUUGCUCUCUCCAUCGCUCCAUCUCCAUAAUCUCUCUCCACUCUCUCCUCUCUUCGCCCUCUGCCCCUCCCCCUCCUAGCCAUGAACGCCCAGCAGCGCAUCGAGCGCCAGCUCGAAGAGGUCCUCAAAAUGCCCGGCAACGACCGUUGCGCCGACUGUCGCGCUGCCGCCCCUCGCUGGGCCAGUGUCAACCUCGGCAUCUUCCUUUGCGUCACUUGCGCCAGCAUCCACAGGAAGAUGGGCACCCAUCGAUCGCGAGUCAAGUCGUGCACUUUGGACGAGUGGACGCGCGAGCAGGUCAUGGGCAUGAAAGAGAUGGGCAACAUCAAGUCCAACGCCAUCUACAACCCCGACCCCAAGCGAAACCCGCCACCAGCAACUGUGAGCGAUGAACGCGACUCGGAGAUCCAGAAGUUCAUCCGGCGCAAAUACGAACUGGGAGCGUUCAAGGCUGGUGCUGGGCGAGACUUGGCUUCUGCGAGCGUCAACAGCCGCACCCAGGCGUUGCAGGCCCGCGGACUUGCUCCACCAAAGUCCUCGACCCCCCCUCCGCCCGACACGAACAGGUCGCUCCCUGCCCUGCCACCAGGUUCUUCGCGCCGCCCCGCCCGCUCAAACAGUAACGCUCCCGUGUGGUCGUCGCUCGGGCAGAGCAACACGGGCUCGAGCAGCUCGUCGUCAUCCAACAGCCUCGCGCCACCCGUGACGCCCGCCGCGCUCCCGCCGCGCAGCGCAAGCCACUCGUCGCCAAACCAAGCCCCAUCACUCCUCAAACCCGCUCAGGGCGAGCAGCGCAACGGCGACCUGCUGGUCGACACGGGCGGCUCGUCGUCAUCAACACGGCCGCUCCAACUCGCCGGCUUCCCCACCGUGCCCGCUGCGCCGGCCGUCCUGCCCCUCCCCUCGCCCAACGGGCCGGCGCCAUCGCCGCUCGCACUCGGUCAGCAAGCCUUCUUCCAGCAGUUCUCCCCGACCGCCGCGCCGUCCAACAACCCCUUCGCGAUGCAGUACGGCCAGACCCUGUCGCCCAUGGGCGCGCCAUACAUGCAGACCCACAUGGGCAACCAGCUCGGCAUGAACGGCAUGAGCAUGGGCAACAUGACCAUGGGCAUGGGAGGCAUGGGCAUGGGCAUGGGCAUGGGCAUGAUGGGCUCGAGUCCCAACGGCAUGUCUAUGCAGCAGGGCAUGAACUCGGCCGGGAUGGGUAUGAAUGGCAGCAUGGCAGGCGCCAUGGGCAACGGCAUGGGCGGCGUCCAGAUGGCCCAGCCCGUCCAGUACCAGCAGCAGCAGUACUGGCAGUCGGGAUACAUGUAGCUGCUGCCCUGCACUAUUCGGCGCGGACACUGGGAUACCAAGAUCGAGUUGCACUUUUUGUUGUAUUGUAGACACGAUGCAGGCGUAGAGAUCAGA
Molecule: messenger RNA, 1589 nt
Organism: Cutaneotrichosporon oleaginosum
Lineage: Eukaryota; Fungi; Basidiomycota; Tremellomycetes; Trichosporonales; Trichosporonaceae
Cellular component (GO): cytoplasm
Molecular function (GO): GTPase activator activity
Source: RefSeq, a predicted model, not a curated record